AUGGCCUCCCAAACCCAAGGAAUUCAACAACUUCUUGCUGCUGAGAAGAGAGCUGCUGAAAAAAUCAAUGAAGCUAGAAAGAAGAAGCUCCAACGCAUGAAGCAAGCCAAGCAAGAGGCUCAAGCUGAGGUUGAGAAAUACAGACAAGAACGUGAUCAGCAGUUCAAGGAGUACGAACGCACCUACUUGGGAACCAAGGAAGAUAUUGAAGCCAAGAUCCGUAAGGAAAACGAAGACGAUAUGAACAACAUGAAGACUACUGUUGCCGCUAACAAGCAACAGGUCAUCGUUCGUCUCCUUCAAUUGGUUUGCGAUAUCGACCCAGAGCUUCACCAUAACCUCAAGCUCCAAAUGAAGCUUCAUGGACAGUUCUCUUAA
Messenger RNA from Auanema sp. JU1783, 378 nucleotides. NCBI's taxonomy places the organism in Eukaryota, Metazoa, Nematoda, Chromadorea, Rhabditida, Rhabditidae. The record is from the annotation of a GenBank genome assembly.